AUGGGAUCUGGCAGGCAGCAGGACACUGAGAUGGGAUCUGGCGGGCAGCAGGACACUGAGAUGGGAUCUGGCGGGCAGCAGGAGACUCAGAUGGGAUCUGGUGGGCGGGAGGAGACUCAUAUGGGAUCUGGUGGGCGGCAGGAGACUGAGGUGGGAUCUGGCGGGCGGCAGGAGACUGAGGUGGGAUCUGGCGGGCGGCAGGAGACUGAGGUGGGAUCUGGCGGGCGGCAGGACACUGAGAUGGGACCUUGCGAGCAGCAGGAAGCACCCUGGAAGAUUGCUUCCUUCUACCAACCUGGAGAUGUCCUCAUUGGGGGACUGUUUGUCAUCCACUCAGGAUAUGACUUCCCAGAGCUGACUUUUCAAGAUGUGCCGCAGCCUCCUUCCUGUAAGGGGUUCCACGUACGCUACUACAGAGAUGUUCUUGGUUUGAUGUUCGCGAUAGAUGAAAUUAACAAGUCUCGGGAGCUGUUGCCCAAUAUCACCCUGGGGUUCAGUCUUUUUGACUCAUGUAUGUCUGAGCUCCGAGCCAUCUGGGGAGCCCUGUCCUUGGUGUCAGGGACUGGAAGCCCCGUUCCUCGAUACAACUGCCACAAGUCCUCAGAUAUGAUCGGACUCAUUGGAGAAACCAUGUCGGCAUUAUCUCUUCCUAUAGCAAGGGUCCUUGGCGUCCUUCAUUACCCCCAGAUCAGUCACAGUGCAUCCUCAUCAUCACUGAGUGACAAGGUGAACUUCCCAUCAUUCCUCCGUACAGUGUCCACCAAUAUGUUCCAGAACAUCGCCCUCAGCAAGAUCAUUAACGUGUUUGGGUGGACUUGGGUGGGGAUGCUGGUUGUGGACAAUGAUGUUGGAGAGCAGGGAGGACAAGCAAUUCGGAACGAGUUAGAGAAGAGUGGGAGUUGUGUGGCCUUCAUAGAGAAGAUCCAUUUGAGCUACUCCAUGAGACAGAUUCAGAGAGUGGUGGCUGUCAUUAAAGAAAGUUCAGUUAGCGUGAUUGUCCUUCAUAGCCCAGAGGCUCAUGUGAAAGCACUUCUAGAUACGAUGUACAAUGAAAAAGUGAUUGGGAAGAUCUUCAUCUCGUCUGCCUCCUUUACUAUGACACCUGGGCUCUUCUCCAAGAAGGCCUGGAGGGUAUUAAAUGGAACCAUUGGUCUAAUGCCCAGCACGGGAUCCAUGUCAGGAUUUCAGGAGUUUCUCCAACACCUGCAACCAUCUGGGGACACCAAAUACCCUUUCAUCCAGAUGUUUUGGGAAAUUUCUUUUAACUGCACCUGGCCAAUUGGGAAAAACGACACCGUUCCAGGGAUGGCUAUGUCCUGUUCAGGGAAAGAGGAUGUGAAGGAGCUGAUCCACUCCUUAUUUGAGAUAAAUGACCUGAGUUACACAUACCAUGCCUAUCUGGCAGUCUAUGCCUAUGCCCACACUCUCCAUGUCCUGCUUACAUGCCAAUCAGAAGGAGGAUACCACGUAUGCACCAAUGUCAGCAGCAUCCGCCCUUGGAAGGUUCUUCAGUAUCUGAAGAAAACAAAGUUUCGAGCCAAGGACGGACCAUGGGUCAACUUUGAUUCCAACGGGGACCUCUCUAGCUCUUAUGACAUCAUGACUAUCCAAGUUCUGGAUGGAAACUUCCAGUUAGUGAAAGUGGGAACCUUUAACCCCAGGACAUCACAAGAUAACUGGGUCAUUCUUAACACCAGUUCCAUAAUAUGGAAUGAGAACUUUUCUAAUGUUCCACGCUCCGUAUGUAGCGACAGCUGCCAACCAGGCUACCGCAGACUCAUUCGACGUGGCCAGCCCGUGUGCUGCUUCAACUGCGUGUCCUGUUCGGCAGGAGAGAUCUCAAACACGACAGAUGCCGCUGAAUGCAUGAGAUGUCCCACUGACCAGUGGUCCAAUGAAGAACGGGAUCAAUGUGUUCCAAAGGUUGUCGAGUUCUUGUCAUACCAAGAGCCGCUGGGAUACAUACUGGUGUCGAACAUCAUCAUCUUUUCCAUUAUUACUUUUUCCAUCUUAUUGCUCUUCAUCAGGUACAAGGAAACCCCGAUAGUUAAAGCCACCAAUAGGGAGCUGAGCUAUGUCCUCCUGGUGUCUCUCAUGUUCUGCUUCCUCUGUUGCCUACUGUUCAUUGGUCGUCCAUCCACUUUUUCAUGUCUCCUGCGACAAAUCUGCUUCAGUAUUGUGUUCUCCAUCAGCAUCUCCUCCGUUCUGGCUAAGACUAUCAUGGUGAUACUUGCAUUUAAAGCCACCAACCCAAACAGCCCCUUGAGGAAAUGGUUAGGACCAAAGAUACCCCGUAACGUGGUAGGACUUUGCUCUGUGAUGCAGAGUGGAAUUUGCUCAGCUUGGCUUCUCGUGUCUCCUCCGUUUCCGAGGAUGAACACAGAGUCUGUAAGCCAUAAAGUGAUAUUUGAAUGUGAUGAAGGUCAAAAUAUCUUCUUUUACAUGGCAAUGGGCUUCAUGGGUCUCCUAGCAAUGGUCAGCUUCGUGGUCGCCUUCCUGGCGCGAAACCUGCCUGGUAACUUCAACGAGGCCAAGCUCAUCACAUUCAGCAUGUUGGUCUUCAGCAGCGUCUGGGUGUCAUUCAUUCCUGCCUAUCUGAGCACCAGGGGCAAAUACACAGUGGCCGUGCAGAUAUUCGCCAUCCUGGCAUCCAGCGCAGGACUUCUGAGCUGUAUCUUCAUCCCCAAAUGCUACAUUUUACUGGCGAGACCAGAGAGGAGUCACAGGGAGUAUUUAUCCAGCCAUAAGAGGUUUGGGAUUGAAAAGCUGUAAGGUCAGGUGCAGACGUGUAGUAAUUGGUUAAUAGAGCGAGGCUC
Messenger RNA from Spea bombifrons (plains spadefoot toad), 2816 nucleotides. Its product is annotated as vomeronasal type-2 receptor 1-like. Gene Ontology annotation, biological process: G protein-coupled receptor signaling pathway. Gene Ontology annotation, cellular component: membrane. The transcript is spliced from 7 exons. The record is from RefSeq and is a predicted model, not a curated record. The coding region runs from base 1 to 2772 and encodes 923 amino acids. Gene Ontology annotation, molecular function: G protein-coupled receptor activity. Lineage: Eukaryota; Metazoa; Chordata; Amphibia; Anura; Pelobatidae.